Knipowitschia caucasica is the source of this 2868-nucleotide messenger RNA. Lineage: Eukaryota; Metazoa; Chordata; Actinopteri; Gobiiformes; Gobiidae. The record is from the annotation of a GenBank genome assembly.
AUGGCGUCCGCGGAGGCUGUGUCGCUGCGGGGCUCGGACAUCACGGACCCCGCGCUGCUGUUCGAGCGCUACGGCACCGAUGACAUCCGCCUGGUGGAGAGGACCGUCCGGGGGGACAUCGAGCACAAGAAGGAGGAGCUCCGGCAGAUGGUGGGAGAGCGCUACAGGGACCUGAUCGAAGCCGCAGACACCAUCGGGGACAUGAGACACAGCUCCGAGAGUCUCCUGGAGGCGGUGCGGGCCGUGUGGAGGUACUGCGAGGGGCUGAAGGGCAGCGGCCGCCUGCCAGCCCGGACGGCCGGCUCUCAGUGGCAGCAGCCCUUCUUCAGCCUGGCCGCACAGAUCUCUCUGCUCCUGGACAUCCCCGAGCGUGUGUGGAGUGCUCUGGAGGCGGCUCAGUACCUGCGGGCCACACAGCUCUACCUGCUGAGCUCGCACUUGCACAGCCAGCUUCAGCUGCAUGGAGACCGCUACAGCCCUGUGCUCACACGCUUUCCCAUCCUGGUGCGCCAGCUGGCCACUACGGCACACUUCAGGUCCAGUAUCCUGGUGGACAGUCGCUCGGUGCUCAGGGGCCGGGCUGUGUCUGACCAGGCCAUAGCUGAGGCUCUGGUGUCCAGCAUGCUCCUGGAGGGCAGCUCCCCACGACAGGCCCUCUCCUACUUCCUGCUGGCUCGCAAGGGCUCCAUCCAGCAGCUGCUCACCCACCCCCAGCACGGCGCAGGGAUCAAGGGUCAGGUGUGUAGCCUGGUGGAGCUGCUGGUCACCACUCUGUUCCAGGCCUACGCUGUGUUCUACCUGCCUCCAGAGGGCAGCCCCAAGCCGCCUGAAGGAGCCCUGAGCUGUGGCCUGCUCUUCUCCACCAUCCAGAGCGUCACCACGGCUCCCGGACCAGGUGAAGCCCGGAGCGUCUUGCAGGACCACAGCAGCACCGGAGGAUGGUCCAAGCACCUGCCCCCGUCCACCCUCCACUUCCAGCCCUCCCUCAAGACACUCGCCCAGCCCAUCCAGUGCAGCCACCUCCGGGACGCUCUGCAGCAGUGGAUCCACACCUGUCAGGAGGACAUGGCGGUGGGCGUGGCCUCUCUGCUGGUCUAUGUGAAGAGCCUGAAGGGCCUGGCUGCGAUCCGAGACGCUGUGCUGGAGCUGCUGUGCACCGAGGCCAUCAGUCAGCACUGGGACACUGUGUGUGAGAGUCUGCUAGAGCGCCGCCUGCUGGUCUGGGACCACUUCCUGGAGCAGCUCUUUCUCCACCGCCUUCAGGCUAUCACUAAAGAAGAGACUGAAAGGAUCUCGAACAGCUGUGUGACUCUGCUCAGCUCUACUCUGAGUGACCUGGAGGGCUCCUCUGCGGCCCCUGGGGCUCAGAUGGAAGCAGACGUGGCUUCUUUCCUCUGGUCGGAGAGUGCGGGGGACCUCCACUCUGACGCCGGCUGGGUGAGUGUGGCCCAGAGAGGACCGCAGCAGCGCAGUGGUCUGGCCAUGAAGACCCAGGCCCUCACCCCCUGUGUGCAGAGCGUGUGCUCCACCCUGGACACUCAGCUCAGAGCCAGACUGGACGAUCUGCAGCACUACCUGGAUCCUCAGGAGUCUGAGUCCGGGUCGCGUCCGUUGGGGGUCCAGAAGGAGGCGUGUCCAGCUGAGGAGGCGCUGCGACAAGGCAGUGUGGCGUGUGUGCGUCACCUCCUGCACUUCAUCCACACUCAGCUCUCCCCUCUCUCCCAGGAGGCGCGCCCACACCAGCUCACUCCGGUCCUGUUCUUGGCUCGUCUUUGCCAGUCCGUAGCAGAGCUUUGUCCCUCUCUGAAGCAGUGCAUUCUGGGUAAAGAAGCUGAGUCAAAGCCCACCCCCAAAGGCCCCCCUCGACAAAGCAAAGUGCCCCGGGGCCGACAGGCGGAGGCCAGUCCUGCUCAGGCUCAAUGGGUUCUGGUCAAAGAAGAACUCCUCCAGUGCAGCCUCGAGGCCUACGGCAUCUGGAGCCGGGACCUGUCCCAGGUUCUACUGCACAGUUUUGGCUCCUCUCUCCAGUCUCAGUCCGCAGGCUCGGUGCUGACCUGCGCCACCUGCUGGGAGGACCUGGAAAUACAAGAGGAGACUGAGUCAGGCCGCAGCAUCACAUCCACCAUCCGCCUGCCUGCCCAGCCCUCGUGGUUCGUACAGAGCCUGUUGUUCCAGUUGUGUGUGGAGGUGAACAGAGUGGGGGGUCAGGCUCUGCCUCGGACCACGCUGCAGGAGCUGCUCCAGACCUGCCUGAGCGAGGUGCUGCGGUGCUACUCCCAGAUGAGGAAAGACACGCAAUCUACGGACGGGGGACAGGAGGGGGCCUGUCCCAUGAGCCAGAACAGGGCCUUACAGCUUCUGUUUGACCUGCGCUACCUCUGCUGCACACUGGGGGGCAGAGUGGAGGAGGCCCGGAACCCAACGCUUCACACCGAGCCCAGGAUCCAGGAGGCGUGUGAUUGGCUGGAGCACUACAUCGACCCGUUCGACCUGGAUGUGUUUACUCCACACAUGAGCGCGAACCUGAGCCGCCUUUCCCAGAGGACCUCGGUGCUGCUGGGGCUCCUCACGGGUCUGGAGAAGCAGUACUCGUCCCGGAGCCCAGUCCAGUCCCAGGAGGCCUCCAACAUUCUUCCCCUGAGCAGCUCUAACAUCAGGUUUGGCCUGCUGCCCCUGAGCUCCUACAGCAGCCGGCAGAGUAAGACCAGAGCCCACGUCAGCCACACCCUGGCCCUGCAGACCCCCGCCGCAGUGAGCCAGGACCCCUACAGAGCGGGAAGUCUGUUCAAACAGCUGACCCAGCAGGACGACGACACGGCCCCCUCCUCGCUCUUUCGACUGGGCUGGCUCUCAGGGAUGACCAAAUAA